Cynara cardunculus var. scolymus (artichoke) is the source of this 1476-nucleotide messenger RNA. RefSeq names its product polygalacturonase QRT3-like. NCBI's taxonomy places the organism in Eukaryota, Viridiplantae, Streptophyta, Magnoliopsida, Asterales, Asteraceae. The record is from RefSeq and is a predicted model, not a curated record. The transcript has 3 exons. The coding region runs from base 1 to 1476 and encodes 491 amino acids. Gene Ontology annotation, molecular function: polygalacturonase activity.
AUGGUAGUCCUAGGAUUACUUGCUUGUUUCAUCAUGGCUAAUCAUGUCGAAAUCGGUCACUCGUUGCAUGUGGAACGGUUAGCUAGCGGUGGAGCUCGGGAUCGCGAUUCUCACGUUAGAAAAUUGCAAGAAUUUAAAUCGUAUUUCUUCCGACGCGAACACACUACGGUCUCACUUUCUUCGUCUUCAUCUCCAUCUCCAUCUCCAUCUCCAUCUUCGCCCGGAAGAACCGGUUCAGGAGUUUUUCCGGUGACCGCUUACGGUGCAGAUCCAACCGGAAAAACCGAUAGCACGGAUGCGAUUCUUGAAGCGAUUUCGGAUGCGGUUUCCGGCAACGGAGAUGGGUUUUUGAUGGAAGGAAUUAGGAACCUCGGCGGCGUACAGAUAAACCUUGAAGGGGGGGUUUACAAGAUCAGCCGGCCGAUUAAACUUCCGGUCGCCGGCCGAGGGAACAUGCAGAUAUAUGGCGGGACUCUAAAAGCAUCUGAUAACUUCACAACCGAUGGCUACUUGAUAGAUUUGUCAUUUUCUUCUUCUUCGAAUCGUGAUUACAGUUACGAGUUCAUAACGCUUAGAGACUUAAUGGUGGAUUGCAAUUUUAAAGGCGGCGGAAUUCGAUUGAUAGACGCCCUCAGAACCACCAUCGACAACUGUUACGUCGCCCAUUUCACCACCACCGGAAUCCUAGUACAAGGCGGUCACGAGACUUACAUCCGCAACUCGUUCCUAGGCCAACAUAUCACCGCCGGCGGUGACCCUCACGAACGCAACUUCACCGGCACCGCCAUCGACCUACAGGGAAACGACAAUGCCGUCACGGAUGUCGUAAUUUUCUCGGCGGAAGUCGGGAUCGCAAUUUCCGGCCAAGCGAACAUGAUCACUGGCGUACAUUGCUACAACAAGGCUAAUGGUUUUGGUGGCAUCGGAAUACUUUUAAAGGUACCCGGAAUUACACAGACUAGAAUCGUUAAUUCUUACUUUGAUUACACCGGAAUAGUGGCAGAAGAUCCGGUACAACUUCACAUUUCCGAUUGUUUCUUCCUCGGGGACUCGUUUAUCGUUCUGAAGUCCGUUCGUGGAGUUGUGAACGGGAUAAACAUCAUAAAUAACAUGUUUUCCGGCUCAAAUAAAGGAAUUGAUAUCGUUCAGUUGGAUCAAACAAACGAGGAGUUCAAAGAAAUAGGUCAUGUGGUUGUUGACAAGAAUAACGUGAACGGGAUGAACCUCAAGGCGACCAUUGCUAAAGGCGUAACAAGAGUCAAUGGGACCUCGUGGAUCGUCGAUUUUAACGAGAUACUUCUUUUCCCUAGACGUAUACGAUUUGUGCAGCAUGCGUUGUUGACGGGCGCAAGUAACUCAUUUCCCAACACUGUUUUACGCAAUAUCUCAAAUAAUCAAGUACUGAUCGAGUCCGAUACGAUAGUUGAAGGAAGUGUGUCCGUCAGUGUCGAUCAAAGUCCAUCGAUCUCGAGUUAA